AUCAGAGUGUGGAUCAUUGGCGUACAAUUUGAUUAUUUUUCCUCACAUAUUUCAAUUAUACACCUUGAUAUUGCAAUAGAAUGAUUUUUGAGCUUUGAAAUCAAAAACAAAUUUCUAGCAUUUCUUCACUCCGUAAAGCUAGGAAAGUUGGAAAAGUUAGGAAAAAGUUUUCAGGGGUGAUUUAAGGGGUGGAUAUGCACAAAAUCUCAGUGAUUUGUCUCUUGCUGGUGGCAGUAGUUGCCUACCUGGUUCUAUGUGAUGAGGUAGCAAAGCCACGUUGCAGGAGGAGGCGUUUCAGGGGAUGUAACCUAGAAAACCACCAGUGCGUAUGUAAAGACCAACUAGCAUGUAACAACCCAUUCCCCUACAAGUCACGCUGGGAGUGCAGGAGAGACAAACAAGGAAAAAUUACCAUAGAAACCAACGUACAUUUCACUGCGACUGCACUGCUACUGGUUUCCAUGGAAAACGCUGCGAAAAGGAAUGUCCCAAAAUGACAAGCCCAUUGAGGAAAAACUAUCCAAUAGCAUGCAUCUUCGAGUUUUAACAAAGUAUGUCCAACAGCGUCUAUGUUUGGGUUCUCAUAUUCAUACGAAAACUAGAAAUAUAAUGUUGCAAAGGGCAUCUAGGAAUGGAAUAUAUACAAGAUGUACAUACCUAUUGGAUAUGGAAUUACAUACCUAUUGGAUAUGGAAUAUUUGAGAUUAGACAGAAGUAUGACACUUAAACUGACAUAAGUGAACCCAUGGCUUAAGUCAAUCAAAAAUACAAUGGAUUUACAUCAACGUAUAUUUCAUAUCACCAAAAUUUCUGAGUGUCCCAACAAAAUAGUUUUUCAACUGGUUAUAUCUAUACUGCUCAUUAUCUGCAUGCAUAUGAAUAUGUAGUAUCUAUGAUUAUUAUGUAUGCUUCAAUUUUUCACUCAAUCACCCUAAGCGCAAUAGUCUAAAAUGAGUUU
Molecule: messenger RNA, 958 nt
Organism: Owenia fusiformis
Lineage: Eukaryota; Metazoa; Annelida; Polychaeta; Sabellida; Oweniidae
Source: the annotation of a GenBank genome assembly